ACAGGUGGAUUUGCUCUUGUAUUUCUUGUGAAGGCUACCAAUAAUGUGAAAUAUGCACUUAAGCGCAUGUUUGUGAACAAUGAACAUGACUUGAAUGUUUGCAAAAGAGAGAUACAAAUAGCAAGUAGUUUGAGUGGUCAUAAAAAUAUAAUUGGUUAUGUUGAUUCAAGUAUUAGUCAUGUACGUGAUGGUGUUUAUGAAGUAUUAUUAUUGAUGCAUUAUUGUAGAGGUCAUGUUUUGCAACUUAUGAAUGAAAGGCUACAUAUUGGGUUUUUUGAAGAAGAAAUAUUGCAAAUAUUUUGUGAUUUAUGUGAAGCUGUUUCACGCUUACAUCACUGUCAGACUCCAAUUAUUCAUAGAGAUUUAAAGGUUGAAAAUAUAUUACUCAGUGAUUCAGGUCAUUAUGUAUUAUGUGAUUUUGGUAGUGCAACAGCAAAAGUAUUAAACUCACAACUUCAAGGUGUAAAUACAGUAGAAGAAGAAAUUCAAAAGUAAGUAUU
Messenger RNA from Centruroides sculpturatus (bark scorpion), 500 nucleotides. Its product is annotated as AP2-associated protein kinase 1-like. Lineage: Eukaryota; Metazoa; Arthropoda; Arachnida; Scorpiones; Buthidae. The record is from RefSeq and is a predicted model, not a curated record. The transcript has 4 exons. Gene Ontology annotation, molecular function: ATP binding; protein kinase activity. Gene Ontology annotation, biological process: protein phosphorylation. Bases 67 to 495 code for a protein of 142 amino acids.